AGCGGUCGCAAAAAGCGGUGUAGCGAUAGUUUUAUAAUGGCGGUUGAAAAUGGCAGCCUCCUCAGCGUCAGACAAUGAACUUAACAUUCUGCCUUACGUUUAUGAAGUUAUUAAAAGUAUUGAAAAGGACACAAGUGAUGUUGCACAGAAGAUGAUAGACUUGAAAUCACAGUUUCAAAGAGCAAGAGAGUGCAUUGACAGACUUCCCGGCACACAAAAUAGCCAAGAAGAGCAAUUAAGAAUUAAAUCAAUAUUACAUCAGCAACUUCUAAUCAAAACAAAACUUUUGCUAGAGUACAAAAACAACAGCAGUUUUUUAUUUAAUGUAAAGAACGAGGGUGAAGUUCCCAGCAGCAGCUAA
This is a messenger RNA of Physella acuta, 361 nucleotides long. Its product is annotated as mediator of RNA polymerase II transcription subunit 9-like. Gene Ontology annotation, cellular component: mediator complex. The record is from RefSeq and is a predicted model, not a curated record. Gene Ontology annotation, biological process: regulation of transcription by RNA polymerase II. Gene Ontology annotation, molecular function: transcription coregulator activity. Lineage: Eukaryota; Metazoa; Mollusca; Gastropoda; Physidae.